UUUUUAAAGAAACUUUGUAGCACUUACUUGAAGUCACUUGUUACAAGUUUGCGAAUGCAAAAUUAUUUAUCAAAAUGAAUAGUUCCUUCGACAUAAAUAUCUACAAGAACAAACUGUCUUUGUUUGGUCAGAAGGUUUUGCGCGGUUUGGUGGAACAAUGGCAUGAAGAAAAGGCGAGUAUUUACAAAGGACAUCAUCGAAAUGAGGUUAUGCAGUCUAACCAAGCAUUUAGGGAUUCAAACAAAAGAGUCAAGAAUUCAAACUACCAAAAUGAUUCGUUUGAUUCAUUUGAACAAACCGCCAUUUCAUACCAUAGAAAAAAGUGCACAUUGAAAUUCCUUGAAAAAGAGAACCCGAUUGCUUCUACUCCGUUUGAAUUGUUGAACUACAAAGCAACGGUCGAGAAAAACGACACUAUUCUUAGCAGGGACAAUCUAGUGAUGUCAGCAGUCGAAUUUAAUAAUCAUUCUACUCAUACUUAUUUCGAUGGACAACCUGGAUUGAAAAUAAUAACCGAUCAGAAUACUGUGGAAAAACGAGUGGACGCAAUUCCAGUAGUAGAUCUAGAGUCUCCUCGUGUAUCGCCAAUUAAUAUAAAAGACGUAUCAUGGAGUAAUAUGUUUGAUACAGAUUUAUUUCAGGAUAGCAUUGAUCAACUUCAUAAUAAUGAAAGCAGUAAAGAAUGCUUGACAGCUAUUGGAGACAAGGAAGAAGUUAUUUUGGUUGAACCAGAGACAGUCGUGGAAACAUUUAAAAAACCUAACAUCAAACGGAAGAAAUCCGAUAACUUAACUAAACCCAAACCUAAGAAAGAGAAAAAGCUUGCCGCAUCUAAUACCAAGAAUAUUAAAAUUUCUAGAGAAGAAAACUUUAAGAAAGUGGUUAAGAAUUGGUUAAACGACGUUGAAAGUAAUUCGUUACUCAAUAUUGCUGAACCAGAUACUACAGAGCCGAUUCUAAUAAACGAUAAGGAAGAAAGUGACAAAGUUGUUCAUCCUAAAAUUAGUAUAUCCAAAGAAAAAACAAAGAAAAGGGUUGUUCAAGCACAGUUAGCGAAUAAAGAGGGGAAGAUGAAGUUCCGAAAACCAACAAAUGAAAAUGCCAAUGACGACAAAGAAGAUACUGCUAUUGAUGAUAAGCGAGGCAAAGACUUCAAAGAGGUAAUAAAAGAAAAAAAGAAGAGCAAGUUUGUGGCUCCAAUAAAAUCUCAAACUCCUGUUAAAGAUCAGACUUACGAAAUUCUCAGCUUAGAUUCAAAUAACUUGGAAAUACACGCUAACACAUUGACUGACAUAGCAAAUACUGACGUUUUCCUGGUGAUAACUUAUAGAAACGGUUUCUGCCAGUUGAACUGUAACUACACCGAAGAUUCUUGUGUUUCCGAAGGGAUACUAAUUCAUGCGAAUGAUGUCUUCUUCUUUUUUAAAACUUUUGAUUCGAUUCACUUACGAACGUUACUAGCAAAAGUUUUGGAAGCUAAUACGAUCGUCUGUUUUGAUGGCAAGAGUGCUUUAAUUUUCUUGUCUCUCCUGGAUAUCAAUGUGAAGCCUUUAGCAAUAUGUGACACAAAGAUUGGAGGAGCUCUCUUAGACCCCGACAAUCCGCCCGAGUCGUUCGCGGACUUGCAGAAGCUGGUGUCUCACGCAGCCGAGUACACCAUCGCCACCGACUGCGCCCUGCAGAAGGCAGCCUGGUACACGACGCUGCUGAGAGAAACCACUUCUAAGCUCAGAGAUUUGCUGAUCGAACACUCCUUGACGAAUAUCUUUGAUAACGUGGAAAUGCGAUUAUUGCCCAUUAUUGCGGGUAAUUAACAAUUUUUGAGAAAAAAACUUUUUUAUCCUGUACGUAAUUUUUAUAUACCCGAUGUACGUAAUUAUAUUGAUAUACGUUAUGUUCAGGUAUAUUACUGUUAAGUCCACAAAACGUACGUCAGAAGGUUGGAACAGUAAAACAUGUGAUUUCUUUAAAGGUGUAUUUGCGACUAAAA
This is a messenger RNA of Ostrinia furnacalis (Asian corn borer), 1990 nucleotides long. RefSeq lists its product as uncharacterized. The transcript is spliced from 6 exons. NCBI's taxonomy places the organism in Eukaryota, Metazoa, Arthropoda, Insecta, Lepidoptera, Crambidae. Gene Ontology annotation, molecular function: nucleic acid binding. The record is from RefSeq and is a predicted model, not a curated record. Bases 75 to 1814 code for a protein of 579 amino acids.